ACGUCGCUGUCAUGUUUGUUGACGUUGUGGUGAAUGUUGGCUGAUUUUGAUUAAUUUGUGACAACGUUUGUACGUAUUCUAUUAAGUUAUUUAUAUGAUAUUUGAUUUAUGUAACAUAUUUAAUUAAUAUGUGUGCGUAGAUGGUUAGGCAAAAGUAAAGAUUCUGGGGUGACGUAGUUACUAAGUUAACCAAACGUUAGCGGAGCCAGGCACAGCUAGCAUGCUAAGGACGCUAAAUCUGUCAAAACGUCACGUGGCAGGCAGUUUCACGAUGAAACGUCAGUACAAUAUCUUGAGAUAAGGCACGCCAUUGGUUAAUUGCAGUGUUAUUUUGAAGAUCGCUAACCCGUGUAACACAGCUUGCUUGCUAUUUACGUUAGCUGAUCAGUUACUCGGAAUUGUAACAUGAUAUCAUCCUUUGGAACAUCGGGAAUAGGAGAUCCAGUACCCCAUCAGCAGCGUUUCAGCAGCGAUGUAUGGACGUGUGUGUGCUAGCGUCCUUCAGAGAGCCUCAAGCCACAUACUAAUAGUUAGUUCUACAGUCCCAUUACAGACAGCCCACCAUUGUCACUUAUCCCGGGGUACCACAGGAUCAGACCGAUGGGGCUUCACUGGUGAGGAGUCUGUAAACUGGUCUCAAAGUGGGCGGCAUUUCUCAACACACCAGGACCUAGAAUUUCAGCAGAGUCGAGUACAGGUCAACAGUAUUCUUAGAAGCAAUGAGCAGACUAUAAGUGUACCAGAGUUUGAUGGCAGGGGACUCAGUGCUGUGAGAAGAUUUGACACCAACCAAUUAGCUGCUAACACCCCUAAUGAGGACCGUCGCAGUGCAGCCACCUGUUUGCAGUCAAAGGGUAUGCUCUUUGGAGUGUUUGAUGGCCACGGGGGCUGGGCAUGUGCCCAGGCUGUCAGUGAGCGGCUAUUGUACUAUGUGGCAGUUGCAAUGAUGCCAAAGCACAGCUUGGAGGAGCUUGAGAAGAGCAUGGAGCAUGGCAGACCUGUUCCUCCCAUCUUACAAUGGUAUAAACAUCAUGGAGAUUUAAAUUAUCGUGAAUCUGCCUCGCUUUAUAUCAAACACCUCAGAGUCUUCUGGCAAGAAUUACUAGAAAACGAGGGACAUGAUGCAGGCAUGAGUCCCCAGGAUGCUCUGAAUUGUGCUUUCAAACGACUUGAUGCUGAUAUCUCCUUGGAGGCUCAAGUCCCUCUUUCCAAUGACCUGAUGAAAAGUACAGCAAUCCAGGUUGCAUUUGCCGGGUGCACAGCCUGCGUGGCUCAUGUUGGCACUGAUGGAAUCUAUGUGGCGAAUGCUGGGGACUGCCGUGCAGUUUUAGGGGUGCAAAACGAAGACGGGUCUUGGGGCGCUUUGCCUCUUUCUCAGGAUCACAACUCACAGAACCAAGCUGAGGUGGAACGAAUUAAAGCCCAACAUCCACUUUCAGAGAGAGAGACUGUGGUCACAGAUGACAGGCUGCUGGGGGUGCUGAUGCCCCUGCGUGCAUUUGGUGAUGUGAGAUUCAAAUGGAGCCUUGAGUUGCAGCAGAGCAUUUUAGCAAGCUUAGAAUCUGGCAUGGACCUUGACUCAUUCAACUUGUACCAUUACACACCACCUAACUAUCUAACACCACCCUACCUGGAUGUGACACCUGAGGUAACCUACCACAAGCUGACACCUCAGGACCGCUUCCUGAUCCUCGGCACUGACGGGCUGUGGGACGAGCUUGCGAGUGAGGACGCAGUGAGGCUCGUUGGAGAGCAUCUGAGUGGAAUUCACUUACAGGCUCCAGUUUCUUCCUCUGAGAAGCAGCUGAAGUUGGGUCAGAUGCACCAACUCUUGUUAAAACGACAAGCCCGAGCUUCCCCAGCCCUGGACACCAAUGCUGCCACUCACCUCAUCAGACAUGCACUUGGCACUGGAGAAUAUGGAGAGCUGUCCAAUGAUAAACUGGCCUCAAUGCUGGCUUUGCCAGAGGAUCUGGCUCGAAUGUACAGGGACGAUAUUACAGUUACUGUGGUGUUUCUGAACUCUGACCUGGCCAGACCUUACCACUGCUAACACAAGUUUUCUUUCAAAUCCAGACUGAGUGAAACAUCCACCUAAAUUUGGUUCAGUUUACAGUUAAUGUAAUUUUGUUGGCUGGAUUUUUGGGCCAGAAAUGACAACCUGUUACAUGAACUAAUUCUGAGUAAAUAGGCUGGUUUUAGUGUUAUUAUGUGCAGAUGCUUUGUAAAUUUGUGGAUUUGUGCAGGUUUACAUACACAUAAUUUUAGGUAAAUAUGAAUGAAGGUCUUUGUAAUGAUUUUAUUUUUCCAAUGUGUUUGUUUUCCAUGCCAUAAGUAGAAAUAUUGUGAGUGAGUACAGGGUUACAGAAUAAUAUGUGCACUCACUUUGUCUGUCGUCAGCAUUGUUUGUGUCUCUCCUGCACAGACAGUCCAUCUGUGCCCUUUCUCCUGUUUACAUUUAUGUAAGCUCUGACUUUUACCGUUAAAUUUUUAGCAAAAUCAUCUAAUUAAUUUAAUUCUCUUAAAAUGUUUUAAAACUAAGUGUCUUUGUGGAGAAAAAAAAGCAUGUUUUAUAAUAAACGACUCAAAAGAUUAUGUUUGAAUUUGUUCAUGAAAAUAUUUUGAUGGAAAAUUCACGAGUUUGGAUUGUCUGGAAAAUACAGUUUAAUGUUCUGAAAUCUAAACAUAGGAAAAAAAAAAAGACUUGGAACAGUUUUAGUGGAUGUUUUCCAAAUAAACUGCUAACGUAUCAGUUCCUGAAUAUUAUGGGAGCUGAUCCUUAA
This is a messenger RNA of Melanotaenia boesemani (Boeseman's rainbowfish), 2783 nucleotides long. RefSeq names its product putative pyruvate dehydrogenase phosphatase isoenzyme 2 (gene pdp2). The transcript has 8 exons. Gene Ontology annotation, molecular function: cation binding; protein serine/threonine phosphatase activity. Gene Ontology annotation, biological process: protein dephosphorylation. The coding region runs from base 473 to 2053 and encodes 526 amino acids. NCBI's taxonomy places the organism in Eukaryota, Metazoa, Chordata, Actinopteri, Atheriniformes, Melanotaeniidae. The record is from RefSeq and is a predicted model, not a curated record.